Candidula unifasciata is the source of this 1371-nucleotide messenger RNA. The record is from the annotation of a GenBank genome assembly. Lineage: Eukaryota; Metazoa; Mollusca; Gastropoda; Stylommatophora; Geomitridae.
AUGACGGCUUUAAUAGUGUCCGCUUCUGAUAUUAAUUCAAGUUUAAAUGGCAGAUCACUUCCUAAAUAUGAGGAAAUCAUGGAUUAUCAAAAUAACUGGAGCAACAUGGAGAACUUCCUGUACCCAGAGAACACAGCCUACGACUCUGGCUUUCUGAAUAUCCCAAGCAGUAACUUCAACAUGCCACAAUCCCCAUCUUUUGGCGCCGCAGACCGAACUGUUUCUGUCAGUGCUGUCACGCCCACAAGCCCCCACUACGGACCCAUGUCUGUUGGUAGUCCCGGGUCGUCCAGGGGCAGCAGUUGUAGUCCAGAUCCCCAUGAAGCAAUCUAUGACGACCUCCUGGAUCUUGACUUCAUACUCAGCAACUCCAUCGCCGGCCACAUCUAUAACGACACCAACAGCGCCCAGAAGAUCAAGCAGGAGCCGUCUGGUGUGGUCAGUGAGGGUCUGCCAGACUUUUCUUCCACGUUUCUGGAGAUCCCUGAGAUUAAGUUUGACGAUGAUAUGAACAACAACAACAGCAACAUGCUGGCUUUAGAUGGCGGUCAGAUGUUCAACAUCAGUAACAUGAACAGAUCACCGAGUCUCCACAUCUCAAACAACGCAAAUAUGAUGAGUCCACCGGGUUCUUUAAUUGCACCCUCCGCAUUGCAUCACUCCCGUCAGCAACAAACUAAUCACAGCCCUCAUUCGACAACUGACUUCAAGAUUCCAAAGCUUGAGCUUCCUCAGAUGGUCCAGUCUUGUACAUCGUACUCUGGGACUUUGACCGUGAUCCCCGCAAACCAGUUAUCUUCACAGACCCACCGUAUGAUCUUCCCUAUGCACAACGGCCAACUGUCCCCUCCAUCAUCGCCAGAAAACCAAGACCUCAACAUCCACAACUUCAAGAUGGGUCAGCGUCCUAUGUUCCCGAUGGGUCACCCCACACCAGCAGAUGUUCCCCACCAGUCCUCUGCCCACGUGGGCACCCAUUCUAACCCCCACCAGCUAAUCACACCCCCAUCGUCCCCACAUCUUGACCACCUAUUAAUGACCCAGCUCUCAGGCGAGACACCUAUUCAGCCAAAGAAACGAGGCAGGCACACCUGGGGACGGAAGCGACAGACCAGUCACUCAUGUACUCACCCUGGCUGCAGCAAAACUUACACGAAAAGCUCCCACUUGAAGGCUCAUCUGCGCACCCAUACAGGAGAGAAACCCUACCACUGCACCUGGAAGGGAUGUGGCUGGAAGUUCGCCCGCUCCGACGAGCUGACCCGGCACUACCGCAAGCACACCGGAGACCGGCCAUUUCAGUGCCACCUGUGUGAGCGUGCCUUCUCGCGGAGUGACCACCUGUCCUUGCACAUGAAGCGACACAUAUAG